CAGCACGCAGGGCCGGGCUGCAAGAGCAAGAAGGCAAGAUGUUGUCGAGGCCAAAGCCUGGGGAGUCCGAGGCAGACCUGCUGCACUUUCAAAACCAGUUCCUGGCAGCCAGAGCUUCACCUGCAGUGAAGAUUGUGAAGAAAGCAGACAAGAGGAAGGGGGCGGAAGGGAGCACAGAUGCUAAGAGACUCUCGCUACAGGACAGCAAGGAUGUAGUCAUGUUGGAUGAUUUUCCUGAUAUUCUCCCAGCUCUAACUCCAGCUCCUCCAAAAAAGUCCAAGAUCAAAAGUGCCUGUGUCCACUUCGAGGAUGAAGAUCCAGAGGAAAGACUGGAAAGUCAUGAUCAACACAUUACAGCAGUCUUCAGCAAAAUUAUUGAACGAGAUACGAGUGCAGUAGCAGUGACCAUGCCAGUGCCCUCAGGAGACCCAUUUCCAAGGACAUUUCACCGCUCUGAGAUAAAAAGUGAGGUGAAGGUGGGAUCUGGAAGAAAAAGCAUCUUUGCACAAAAGAUGGCAGCGAGAAGAGCUGCUGAAAAGGCAGCAACAGCUCCCUCUGCUGCUGAGUGCGUGCAAAUAAGAUCAGCUGCUCCGGCUGACCUGGAUCCUGAGGGAUCAGCAGAAGAGGCACCUCUCCCCAGCAUCAGGGAUGAUAAAGCUGGUGACUUUUUGACCUCUCAGCGGCCUUGUCUCAUAACGGGAGAGGGUCUUGGAAGCCAAAAGAGUGAGCAGGAAGCUCAAGCUAUUCACAGAGAGAACUUGGAGAAGCUGCGGUCCAUGUCUGAGGAAGAGAUCCUACAGGAGCAGGAAAGGCUUCUGGCUCAGCUGGAUUCCAGUUUAGUUGCUUUCUUAAAGUCACGAUGUGGUGGCAGUGAAGGCCAGAAAAAGGAAUUAAAAAUGGAACAGAACAGACUGGAGGAGUGUUUGGAAUCUCUGCCUGUGGCUCAGCAUGGUGCAGGAUCAUCUCUUUCCACUCAGGAGUCGGGUCUGGAAGAAUCUGUAAGGAAGGAAGAAAAUACGAAGGUAGAAAUCACAGAUGAUGAUCUGCCUGUGAAGCCCAAGAAGGAAUGGAUUCACAUGGACAAUGUGGAGUUUGAGAAGCUGGAAUGGAUGAAAGAUUUACCCUCACCUCGGCAGAAGAAAACCAAAAAGGGAAUGCAAGCUCGAUUCAGUUUAAAGGGAGAAUUAAUUCCUGCAGAUGCUGAUUUACCAACACAUCUAGGCCUGCAUCACCAUGGAGAAGAGGCAGAGAGGGCUGGUUAUUCUCUCCAAGAGCUCUUUCAUUUGUCUCGCAGCCAAGUUAUUCAACAGAGGACACUGGCUCUACAGGUCUUGGGUCGUAUUGUUCAAAAGGCCAAGGCUGGAGAGUUUGCUUCCUCCUUGAAGGGCAGCAUUCUGCGUCUGCUGCUUGAUGCUGGGUUUCUCUUUUUGCUGCGCUUCUCACUGGAUGAUGCAGUGGAUAACGUCAUGGCAGCAUCUGUUGGUGCUCUCCGGGCUCUGCUGGUGUCACUCGAUGAUGAGAAAUAUCUUGAUUGGACGUUCUCAUGGUAUCAAGGGAUGGCUGCAUUCCCCUUUGUCCCCAACAAUGAGGAGGAAGAAGAGGAGGAAGAGGAAGAAAUAAAUGGAACAGAGAAGUCUCAAGAUAAAAAAUUAAAAGAUGAAAACAAGCCAGAUCCAGAUGUGGCCCGAUAUGAUGUUGUAAAGGGACUUUUGAAGACACGGAUCCAGCACCGGCUGAGGUAUAUCCUGGAGGUGGUACGACCUGUUCCAACAGUAGUCCUGGAUAUAUUGCACAUCCUCACCCACAUAGCAAGGCACUCCUCUGAGGCAUGCAGCCAGCUGCUUGACUGUCCUCGGUUGAUUGACACCAUUGUCAGGGAAUUUCUCCCUACUCAGUGGGAUCCCCAAGUGGCUGAACCAGGGUGUUUACUCACCAGCCUCCAUGGAGUUGCUUGCGCCACUGCUAUGAAGUUCAUCAGAGUGUUGGCAUCUGGAGGCCGAAAUGCAACAGCCAGGCUGCUUAACAAAUUUGAAAUGAAAAGUCGGUUAAGUCGAUUUAUAGCUGAAGACCCGCUGGAUCUGCUCCUGCCCAGGGAAGAAGCCAUCAGGCUGAGCACCGAAGCCUUCCGGUUGUGGGCUGUGGCGGCUGGCUAUGGUCAGGCCUGUGAUCUCUACAGGGAUCUCUACCCUGUGCUGGUGAGGAUACUGCAGUCCCUGCCUGAAUUGCUCAACACUUGCCGUGGGAAGAGCCCUAUGAUUGAGUUGUCUGUCCAGCGAGCUACGGCAGUAGUUACUUUGCUAAUACACGUGACGCAAACAGCAGGCUACACAGCAGAGCUGCAGGCCAAGCUGAGCAGUAACAACUUAGAAGAUAGUGAACAGAUUCCACCUCCUCCAGUAACGUGGAAUCAAGUGUCAAGCUUACAGCCCUUCCUUGAGACCAGUCUGAAAAAAUUCCUCCAGGAGAUAUCCCAGACAGAAACAUGGCAAACUCUCCAGCCUCUGACCACAACUUAUGUGAUCUACCUGGGAGUUUACUACAGUGCUUGCAGCCAACAGCCAUCAGUCAAUCCAAUCGACUGCUUAGAGGAACUGGAACGUUUGACGUCUGAGGUGCUGCAGCCCCUUCUCAGCCAGCCAGCCAUACACAGCAUGUGGGACCUGCUCAGGCCAUGUUCUGCUUUGUGCAACCCUUUGUCCUGUUCCCCAGCGCCAGAAUCUGUCUUCAACAUUGCAUCUCUGAGUUGCACUGGAGGCAAACCUCCUCUGAGCCUGGUUGGCUCCAAGUCACCUUUCCCCUUCCUCACUGCCCUCCUAUUCCUCAUCAAUAGCAUCACUCAUAUUCACAAAGGCCUGACCAGCAAGUACAGCUCUGUGCUGGGCUUCAGAGGCUUGAAGGAUUAUCUGCAUCAAAGCUGGCAGACCAGACCUCCCUCUGUAACGCCCUCAUCUGCAUGGAUCCUGCGCCAUGAAUAUCAUCUGCAGUACUUUGUGUUAGCGUUGGCUCGGAGAAUGGCAGGCACUUGUCCGGAUUAUGCCCCGCAUGCCUCACUCCAUCACUGUGUUGCCAUGGCAUUGCUAAGCCGUCUGUUGCCAGGGAGUGAGCAUCUGGUUUAUGAGGUCCUACUGGAUCUUGCCUUUAAUCCAGAGUUCCUUCCUGAAGGGAAAGCUGGAGGGCCAGAAGCAGCUGACUUCUCUGAUAUCCUGCAUCUGGGGACCAGUGCCAAACUGGCACAGCCUGGCUCUGCGGCAGCAUUUUUUUCAAAGGCUACUCGUGGUGCCCUGCUGAGAGAAUCAUACCAGAAUCUGCCUUUCAUGCGCUCCUGCUACCUUUCUCAUUUUGUCCACUUGCAGCCUACCCUUUUGCGUUCCCAAGCAUCCUACCAAGGACGGAAUUAUCUCAUCCAGUCAAUGCUGCUUCCUGAGGUCAAAGGGCCCAUCCUCCCUUCCGACUGGCCGUUCUUUCCGCUUAUCAGCCUCUACAACAAAGUGACUAAUGCAGAGACACGUGGGGCUGUACUGAACUCUCUCCCACUUGAUCUCGUCAACACUGUGACCUGGAACCUGCAGUGGGUCUUGUUGCUGGAAACCUGGCGUGCUAAAACCCUUCAGAGCAUCCCUGCUGCUGCCAAACUUGCACGGCUUAUGUGUGUCUUCCUCACAGGUGGUGACCUUUUUCUAGAAGCACCGAUCCACCGCUACACAGCUGCCCUUCUCUCUGUGUAUUGCCAAUCCAAGGCAUUGGAUUCACUGAACUUGGAUGCUCCUCUCCCUGGUUUGGCUUCCUUCCACGAUCUCUAUAUAAGUCUCCUAGAGCAGUUUGAAGGUGUCUCCUUUGGAGAUCCACUCUUUGGAGUCUUUGUUCUUCUACCUCUACAGAAGCGUUUCAGCGUUCAUCUACGUCUCUCUGUUUUUGGGGAGCACACAAGUAUCCUGCGGGCACUGGGAGUGCCGCUCCAGCAGUUUCCUGUGCCUCUCGAGCGAUACACUUCCCCUCCUGAGGAUAACCUGAAUCUCCUGCGACUCUACUUCCGAACACUGGUCACUGGCGCACUGCGCCACACCUGGUGCCCUGUUCUUUACGUGGUGGCUGUGGCUCAUGUGAACAGCUUUAUUUUCUCCCAAGACAGCACAACACAGGAGACUGAUGCUGCUCGGAAAAGCAUGCUGCGGAAGACAUGGCUGCUAGUGGAUGAGACCUUGAAAAAGCACCUACUCUACUACAGGCUGCUGAAUGCAGAGAGCCCUUUGGGAUUUGACCUUUAUGAGCAGCUCCCUCCCAUGAGACUAAAGUACCUGCAGAUGGUGACACAGAAAGAAAAUAAGGAGAAUGCACCAGCGCUAGUCUCAUAGCAAAACACUUGUGCAAGAAGAGGGCCAAGGGGAAGAAUGGAAGAGCUCAGCUUAUGCUUUACUGAUGAAACUAUGUGCACUUCAGACAGUUUCAGUGUCUUACCUGGACACUCUUGGCGUCUUUGCAAAGUGAAGCACUAGUAGAAUGCUCCCAGCCCUGCAGAACAAUACACAUCAUCUCAAGAUAUGGCAAUAUGUAUGUGUGGCCUCUCCAUGAUGAAUGCUGGAGCAUUUUCCUCCAUUCUCUUUCAGGUUGUUCUGCUUCUCCCGGAGAAGGUGAGAAUGUGUCUGAGAGGCACAGGACUGUUGAAUAAACUGA
Messenger RNA from Fulmarus glacialis (Northern fulmar), 4671 nucleotides. It is a transcript of the gene RPAP1, whose product is annotated as RNA polymerase II associated protein 1. NCBI's taxonomy places the organism in Eukaryota, Metazoa, Chordata, Aves, Procellariiformes, Procellariidae. Gene Ontology annotation, biological process: transcription by RNA polymerase II. Gene Ontology annotation, cellular component: nucleus. The record is from RefSeq and is a predicted model, not a curated record. The transcript is spliced from 24 exons. The coding region runs from base 39 to 4352 and encodes 1437 amino acids.